Molecule: messenger RNA, 447 nt
Organism: Aspergillus pseudotamarii
Lineage: Eukaryota; Fungi; Ascomycota; Eurotiomycetes; Eurotiales; Aspergillaceae
Product: type II 3-dehydroquinate dehydratase
Exons: 2
Coding region: 1-447 (148 amino acids)
Biological process (GO): quinate catabolic process
Molecular function (GO): 3-dehydroquinate dehydratase activity
Source: RefSeq, a predicted model, not a curated record
AUGCCCUCAAUCCUCCUCCUAAACGGCCCAAACCUCAACCUCCUGGGCACCCGCGAACCCCACCUCUACGGAACAACAACCCUCAGCGACGUCGAAACAGCCGCCAAAGAACUAGCAGCCAGCUACGGCGCGGACGUAGAAUGUCUACAGUCCAACCACGAAGGCAUGCUGAUUGACCGCAUCCAUGAAGCAAGAGGAAAGGUCCAGGCGGUCGUCAUCAAUCCGGGUGCCUUUACACACACUAGUGUCGCAUUGCGGGAUGCAUUGCUUGGGGUCGGACUUCCUUUUAUUGAGGUCCACAUUACCAACGUUCAUGCCAGGGAACCGUUUCGGCAUCAUAGCUAUUUGUCGGAUAAGGCGGCGGCUAUUAUUAUUGGGUUGGGGACUUUUGGGUAUCAGGUUGCUGUGAAGCAUGCGUUGGAGAAUUUGGUGAAAAAGAAAUCGUAG